Centropristis striata (black sea bass) is the source of this 4335-nucleotide messenger RNA. RefSeq names its product UV radiation resistance associated gene (gene uvrag). The transcript is spliced from 15 exons. Gene Ontology annotation, biological process: SNARE complex assembly. NCBI's taxonomy places the organism in Eukaryota, Metazoa, Chordata, Actinopteri, Perciformes, Serranidae. Bases 174 to 2402 code for a protein of 742 amino acids. Gene Ontology annotation, cellular component: lytic vacuole; endosome. Gene Ontology annotation, molecular function: SNARE binding. The record is from RefSeq and is a predicted model, not a curated record.
CCGAAGUGUAGCAGAAUAGCCUGUACUUUGUUUACGUCCCGUUGGUGAGCUGACAGCUGCUGUAGCGCUUUACCCACACUAACAACCCUGUCUGCAUGACGCUGGUGGCUCCCUGGAGCUUCGUACACUUUAAACCGAGUGAUCUGGAUGUCGUCGAUGGGAUGAUUUGUUGAAUGAGACAGGACGGGAGGAUGAACUCCAUCACCGGUCGGGUUCUCGCCAUCCCCGCCGCCUCUGUCACCAACUCUGGAGCUUCAUCCUCCAGAGCCUUACAUGUGGAGCUCACAUCCCAGCAGAGACGAUUGCGUCAUCUCCGGAGCAUCGCGGCCCGAAACAUCGUCAACAAGAAUGGUUCCCCGCUGCUGGACACUUACUUCACCCUCCACCUCUGUAUAGGAGACCGCAUAUCUAGAGAUUUUUACAAGAGUGAAGUGAUACGAGACUCUCUGAAUCCAACCUGGCGGAGCCUGGACUUUGGCAUGCUGCCGGACCUCCUGGACACCUCCGUGUCUUGCUUCGUUGUGAGGAUCUGGGGAGGCCAGGAGGAGCAGUACCAACUCCUCAUAGAAUGGAAAGUCAAUCUGGAUGGCCUCAGAUACACGGGGCAGCAGAUUCGAUCCAGGAAUCCAAAUGAGAUCAUAUUUGGAUUGAAUGAUGGCUACUAUGCAGCUGACUUUGAUCAUAAGGAUCAGUCGGAGCGGAAGAAAAACAGUCUGCUUCAGGUCGACCAGAGUUCAGUCAGGAACUCCUACAGUGUUUUCUCUUUGCUCAGGCUUCACACAGCACAGAGAGCCAUCAAGCAGACCCAAGUGACCGUGCAGAAGAUUGGGAAGGAGAUCGAGGAAAAGCUGAGGACGACGGCAACAUGCACAGAGCGGAAGAAAGAGAGAGAGUGCAUGCAGCUGCGUAUAGCUGUGCUGCGCAGUGAGCUGCAGCGCCAGAGGAAGGCUCUGGGCAGGGAGAUAGACCUGCGGCAGAAGGAGAGGGCACAGCUUCAGAAGAAAGAGGAAGCGUUCUCCGCUCAGCAUGAAAGUCUGAAGGAGGAGAAAGAGUCCUUAACCAAGCUGCAGAAGGAAUGCACUGCCAAGAGAGAGCAGUUCCUCAAGAUCAACGCCCAGCUCACCUUCCGCUGUCGUCAGCUCCUCUCCGAGCUCUCCUACAUCUACCCCAUUGAUGUGGCCAAUCAGUCAGAUUAUGUCAUCUGUGGAGUGAAGCUGCCCAACUCUGAAGACUUUCAAGCAAAGGAUGAUGGGAGUGUGGCAGUUGCCCUGGGUUACACGUCGCACCUGGUCCUGAUGAUCUCGUGCUUCCUGCAGAUCCCUCUUCGGUACCCGGUGAUCCACAAGGGUUCACGCUCCUCCAUCAAGGACACCAUCACUGACAGACUCACCGAGAAGGAGAGAGAAUUCCCUUUGUACCCCAGAGGAGAGCGCUUUCAUUUUGAAUACGGUGUCUACUUACUCAACAAGAACAUCGCCCAGCUGAGAUAUCAACAUGGCUUGACCACCCCGGACCUGCAGCAGACACUACCCAACCUGAAGAACUUUCUGGAGCAUGGACUGCUGGUCCGAUGUGACAGACACCAUGUCUCCAGCUCCAUCCCGGUGCCGAGCAAGUCUCAGCUGGGCGUGUCUGCCGCCUCGGAGAUCGGCUUCCCCUCCCACACCAGCUCCCCAGACCGAGGCCUGAGGAAAAGGGCGAGUUCGGAGACGGAUAAGUACAAGCCGACUCCUCCGCCCAGCUACAACACAGCUAUGGGUGAGCAGCAGCCCUCGGCCGGCCUGGCCCCGCCCUCGCCUUCACCCAAACACCUGUCCUCCUCCCUCGACGCCGGCAUGGCCUCACUUAACCUUUCCAAGACUACGGAGCCCAACAAGGAGGAGGAGCAGAAGGAAGAGAAGGAGGAGACAGAGGUAGAGGUGGAGGUGGAGAGACGCAGAAGCAUUGAGGUUGAACAAGAUGAAGAAGAAGAGAUGGAGGAGAAAGCGCCCAGUAGCACAGUUGAACCCGACCCAACAACAGUGCAGGACGCUGGGGAGGAAACUGUGGCGGCUAGUCUGCACACAGGGGCCAUGAACGGCUCUCUGGUAGCAGGACAGGCUCCUGCUGGCCUGGCCCCAGAGCUGCGCUGCUCUGUGGAGCAAGCGGAGGAGAUCAUGGGCACGGAGGCCACAGGUUUAGGCCUGGGGCUGGGCUUAGGGUUGGGGCUAGGGCUAGCAGACGAGGCCCGUAUGGGAGACUACCGCUGCAUCCCCGUGGACCACGCCGUGGCUGUGGAGUGUGAUGAACAGGUGCUGGGAGAGCUGGAUGUGGCAGGACUUGAGGAGUUCUCCAGGCGCAUCUAUGCACUAAACGAGAACAUGUCCAGCUUCCGCAGACCGCGCAAGAACUCCGAUAAGUGAGGAGCUGAGGAGAAGAGGGUGGCAUGAAAAAGUUGCACAGGGGGUUUGGACAAACACAAGGCAGGGACACGAGGACAAGAGUGGGUCCCCACUCCCUUAUCGCAGAAUCAAAUAUCAUACGAGCUAUUCUGGAAUAACGACCAAUUUGCACUUAUUGUGAACAUUUCCAUAGUAAUCUUUUGAGUAAGUACAGCUGCAGGGACAGUUCACCCCAAUAUCUAAAUACCUAUUUUUCCUCUUACCUUUAGUGCUUUUUAAUCAGUUUAGAUUGUUUUGGUGUGAGUUGGAGACCUCGGCCGACGAGAUGUCUGCUUUCUCUCUAAUAUAAUGUGACUACAUGACUUGUGGUGCUCAAAGUGCCAAACAAAUACAUAUGAAAAGCUUGACAGCCAUGUCUUUACAAGAGAUUAUGACCUGGUUACUCAAAAUAAGAGCAGUUUCAUGUAGGAACUAUACUAUAGAUGAGGGAUGGGCAACUUAAAUGCUGCAGGGGGCCAUAAUUUUUCAUGGACACUACCACAGGGCCACAUAUAGGACCGUGCACUUAACCAGAAAUGAUGAAACUGCAAUUUUAAAUAUGUUUACAGUGCAGUAACUUAACAUAUUUCAUGCUCAAAUGCAUGUAUAACAGUAUAAAUAGGAAUACAAAAGGUUUGGAGCAAAUAAAAAAUAACCACUUACUGUGAUUUCUUUUUUUUCAGUGCAAGAACAGCAGACUAACAUUAAUUGCAAGAAGUAAUUUUGUGCAUUUUUACACUGCACUUUUAAGAUUUCAUGCUCAAAUGCAUGUAGUUGUACUGAGGGCCACUUCAAGUGAGGGUGCGGGCCGUCUGCAGCCCCCGGGCCUCCAGUUGCCCAUCCCUGAUAUAAAUGAAAUAGUUCUACAUGAAACUGCUCACAACAAAGUCAAAGUGACCGCUUAUUAUUUCUGGUAAAGGACAUUGCUGAUUUUUUUAGUGCUCACUUAAGCACACUCUCUCUUAUAUUGGCAAGAAGACAGACAUCUAUGCAGCUGAUAUCUCCAACACUCACACCACAAAAAUCUAGACUCAUAAAUGGCUCUUCAGGUAAGAGGAAAAAUAUCUUUUAUUUCAUUUUGGGGAGAGCUGUCCCUUUUAAAAGUGCAAGUACUGGGACAGUAAGCUUCACUUUCAUAUUUCAAUCCAACUGCAAUAUGUUUUUUUUUAAAUGGAUGGAACAAUUAAUCAUUAUUCAAACAUUUUUAUUCAUAAAAUAUAUAAUAUUUGCUCAGCAUUACCAAUUUCCACCAUGAAUUAGUGCCAGUUUUUGUAUUCUGUAAUUCCAUAACAGGGGACCAUUAAUGUAGAACGACAAGAAACAAUGUGCAUAACUCCCACUUCCAAUCCAUACUGCAGUAACAGCUUUUUUUAUGCAGUUAAGAGACAAAAAUCUGACUAAAAUCAGUGUAUAAAGAUGUUUCAGUAGUGCAGCUUCUUUUGGACAUUUUAUUAAUUAUAUAAUCAAAAAAAAACAGACACACAUCUGAAAUGGUUGCAACGAGAAAUAUUAGUAACACUUUCUAUGAUGUCUAUGUCUGUAAUGCAUUAUAAUGAAUCAUAAUCUGCUUAUAAUUACACUUAUAAGCACUCAUAAAUAUGUGAAAUGCUUUAUAGCAGUAAUUGUAACACAUUAGAAAGGAUUUGAUACUGAAUUAAAAGUAUCAUAGUGUCAUAAUACUGUAUUAUUGCUGGUCACUUACUGACAUUGUUUUUGCAAGGACAAUAUUGUAUUAUAAUUAUCAUAGUUUUAAUAUAUUUUAAUAUUUUUGCAAUGCAUUAUAGUCACUGUUAUAAUGCAUUAUAAUGUGAUUAUAGGGUCGAGGUAGCGGAGGCUAAUCUUAAACCUAUAAUAUGUUUAUGAUGGAGUUUAUAGCAAAACCAGUCAGUGAGUGAGCAGCAGUUAUGAAAUACUA